UCGUUUCUCCCAUCUCCACUUCCACAUCUUACCGAUCCUAAUUGGGAAAGGAAUUCCCAAUUGUUUCCUUUCCCAAUUCCCCAGCUAUAUUCCCACUUUUGCAGUUUGUUUUUUUCCUAAUCAAGGAUUAAUCAGCCUACUUAUUGCAUAAACCAAUUGACAAAUCAUGAAUGCUUGCUUUCAAAUUAUUUGUUAAUUUGCAAGUUAGAUCCAAAAGAAAACACCAACACGAUGAUGUCAAUUUUCAGUUCUUUUGAUGCUCUCUCCGCUGAAAUUUUGGGCCAAAAAGUGAACCACUCUUGGGCACCGCCCACUUCUGACAACAAACAACAACAAGGUCUGGCUCCUCUUGUAUCCGAUCGCAAGACCGCCGUUUCUCCGCCGUCUACUUCCUCACCUGGUGAACUGAACAAGGCCGGAGAGGCAGCGGCGCCGUCAUCUUCAAAAUCGCCGUCGCGUCCACAGCAGCAAAGGAGGAGGCCGAGGUUUGCACCGGAAUUGGAUGGGGUCCACUGUUUCGAAACAAUUCUUCCCUAUUAAUUUUUAUUACAUUAAGUCUAAAAGAUUGAAAUUCUUUAUUCUUGUCUGACUGUAACUAAUUAGCCCACUGCCAUCAUGAAGGUUGAUACAAUUUAGUUGUAUUAAAUUCUUUUAUUUCUUGUUUGAACAACUUCCAUCCACAUUUUUUUUCUUUAAAUCUGUUUCCCUGAUCAAUUAUCGAUCUUUUCUAGAGGAAGAAACAAAAGAGAUUGAAAAAGCAGGGAAUAUGCUGUAUGUUUCGUCUAGUGCACGUUAAUGUAAUUCCACUAUUUUACAACCCUUUCUUCGAGUUGAAA
Messenger RNA from Solanum stenotomum, 836 nucleotides. RefSeq lists its product as uncharacterized. The transcript has 2 exons. The record is from RefSeq and is a predicted model, not a curated record. The coding region runs from base 232 to 540 and encodes 102 amino acids. NCBI's taxonomy places the organism in Eukaryota, Viridiplantae, Streptophyta, Magnoliopsida, Solanales, Solanaceae.